Molecule: messenger RNA, 1551 nt
Organism: Coccidioides posadasii C735 delta SOWgp
Lineage: Eukaryota; Fungi; Ascomycota; Eurotiomycetes; Onygenales; Onygenaceae
Gene: UBA4
Product: Urmylation protein
Biological process (GO): protein urmylation; tRNA wobble position uridine thiolation
Cellular component (GO): cytosol; cytoplasm
Molecular function (GO): URM1 activating enzyme activity; adenylyltransferase activity; thiosulfate-cyanide sulfurtransferase activity
Source: RefSeq, a predicted model, not a curated record
UCGAAAAACAACACACCCGAAAUCAACACCAGCAUGACCUCCAUAGAAGAUACCCGCGCCUCCCUCCAAGCUCAAAUUUUAAAAGCGGAGCAGCACCUCCUCCAGCUAAAGCAGCAACUCGCUGAGAUCGACCACCAAGCCUCCCAAGAUAACACAGACACCGCAACGCCAUCUUCUAGUGCGGCUACGACGACUGAAAGUUCGGAUUUCAACAAUGGCGUUCGAGAGGAUUUUUGGAAGCGCAAGUGGCCUUUGCAGCAGGAUGAGUAUCGGCGCUAUGGGCGACAGAUGAUCGUUGAACAGAUUGGUUUGCAAGGGCAACUCAAGCUUCGGAAUGCGGCAGUUCUCAUCGUCGGCGCAGGCGGCCUUGGAUGUCCUGCAGCGAUGUACCUUGCCGGCGCCGGCGUGGGCACCCUUGGAAUCAUCGACGGGGAUACGGUUGAAGCUUCGAACCUGCACCGACAGAUUCUACAUCGGACCAAAAAUGCCGGAAAAUAUAAGGUGGAUAGCGCAGUUGAAUAUUUAGAAGAACUAAAUCCGCAUCCCAAGUAUAUUCCCUACCGGACCCGCCUAACACCGCACGAAGCUCCAGAUAUUUUCGAAAAGUACGAUGUUAUCUUGGACUGUACGGAUAAUCCGGCCACAAGAUACUUAAUCUCCGACACGGCUGUGCUGCUCGGAAAGCCAGUAGUAUCUGCGUCGGCCCUUCGGACUGAGGGCCAGUUGAUGAUCCUAAACUACCCUCCGAGGUCACCGGGAGAUAUAUCAGGAGGCUCAUGCUAUCGCUGCGUUUUUCCCAAGCCUCCGCCAGUGGAUUCCGUCAUAAGCUGCGCAGAUGGAGGAAUCAUUGGGCCCGUUGUGGGGCUCAUGGGUGUGAUGCAGGCUCUGGAAACGAUUCGAGUCAUCGCUUCGCCUAUGACGGCCGAAACGGGUGAACAAUCAAUCGUUCCAUCUCUUCACCUCUUCUCUGCAUACUCGACACCGCCGUUUCGCAAUAUUCGACUACGCAAGCGUAGGGCAAACUGCAGUGUCUGCUCCGCAAACCCGUCCAUCACCCUCGAGUCGUUACGCAGUGGCUCGACGGACUAUGUUCAGUUCUGUGGCUCUUUGAACCCGCCAUCCCUUCUCGACAGUAACCAGCGCAUUACACCAACGGAAUACAUCCAGGCCCAACUGACUAGAACGUCUUGCAAGGAAACGGUAGAGGAGCCAAUCCUUAUCGAUGUGCGAGAGAAGGUGCAAUACGAUAUAUGUGCCCUUCCAAAUAGCAUCAACAUACCGAUCUCGCAGAUAUUAUCAUCUUCCAGCCUUACUAGUACGCAAAACCUCGGGAAGCAAUCCGCCGAUCAGCCUUCCUGGCUUCCAGUGUCAAUAUUUAACUCUUCCGAUGCAGUGUACAUUGUGUGCCGACAAGGAAAUGAUUCUCAAGUUGCAGUUCAGAAAUUAAGGGAAUUGGGUAUCGAUCGAAACGGAGAAAGGACUAUUGCUGAUAUGAAAGGUGGACUCAAGGCGUGGAGACGCGACGUUGAACCGGAUCUUCCGGACUAUUGA